Trichogramma pretiosum is the source of this 1797-nucleotide messenger RNA. RefSeq lists its product as uncharacterized. NCBI's taxonomy places the organism in Eukaryota, Metazoa, Arthropoda, Insecta, Hymenoptera, Trichogrammatidae. Gene Ontology annotation, molecular function: protein binding. The transcript is spliced from 3 exons. The coding region runs from base 112 to 1566 and encodes 484 amino acids. The record is from RefSeq and is a predicted model, not a curated record.
GUCGAUGGUCACAAUCAAAUCGAAUUCAUUCAUACGUACGCACGCUCUACUACCAGUACGUAGCAAUUAAUCGAUUAAAAAUCCAAGUCUGAGCAGACACCAGCAACAAAAAUGGAAGAAGCUCCAGAAGCAGUACAAGUUCCAGUGGCAUUUGAAAUUGCAGAGCGGAAUUUUAAUGUAAUAGGCGAACACUGUUUAAUACGUAUAUUUUCAACAUUACCAAUCCAGGAUCGUUUUGCUACAUCAUUAGUUUGUAAAAAUUGGUACCAUGUAUUGAAAGAAUUAGGAUGGAUCAACGUGACAGGUUGGAAAGUAUGCCAACAUUUCAUCAAACGACCAAAUUUGACAGUUAAUACUGUUCUGCAAACACUUGAAAAAAGUAUAAAAUACUUGACAUCUUGUUGUAUAUGUUUCGAGCAUCAUCCUAUAAUCAAUACUAGAGACCAUCCAAGAUGGAUAGAGAAAGUAUUCAGCAUGCUGUCAAAAGGAGAAAAGUUGCGUAGCGUAAUAUGGGACUUUAAAGUUCCAUCAAAAAUACUCAAGAAUUUUUUUGGAAAAGUGAUAAAUCAUCUUGAAGAAUUAGUUUUACUACCCUCAAAUAAAAUAGAUAUGGUAUUAUUUGCACCAAUUUUCAGAAAGGGUUCUACAUUAAAAACAAUAAUUUGGGAAAUAAAUCCAAAGGAUUUUAAUGCUCGUCACUUAAUAAUAUUUAUGGAAGCAUUGCCCAGGACAAUCACACAUAUGCAUAUUCAAAUGCCAGAGGCCUAUUUUAUCGAAAGCAUAUUGACGAAUAUGGAUAGAUUUGACAAUCUAGAAGAACUGCAUAUUAUAGGAAAUGAAGUAAAGUUGAUUCGACCAAUCUAUUUCGCCCGUCCAACAAAAUUAAGUGUGUUGCAUAUAAGUAAAAUAAACCCUAAGACUAAUUUAAGCUUCUUGUCUGGAGUAUGUGGUUUAAAAAAAUUAAUCCUCUUUGGCGGGAGAAUCACCACGGAAAUUGCACAAAAAUUUGUUAGUAAUAAUAGAGAAAUAGAAGAAAUAGACAUAGGAAACAUUGUAGGAUUUAACGAUGAUAUCCUAGACAAGUUUUUAAAUUUACGAUUUUUAAAAAAAUUAUCUAUAAGUCAUCAAACAGAGAUCAGAGGAACAAAUCUUCGCAGAUGUGACAAUUUGAAAAAACUUUGUCUUUACUCAUGUCCUUCUUUAACAGAAGAAAGUAUGACAAAUCUAUUAGGUCACGCGCGCUGUAUGAGAUUACUUAUACUAAUAGAAAAUGAUAUGAUUACUGAGAAUAUGAUAGAAAUCUGCCGUGGAGUACAAAGAGAAGAAAGAUUUUGCUUGUACAUACUACGAAACAAUGGACAAAUUCAAGUUUAUUUUUUUCCCGAAUUACAACCUGGCCAAUAUGUUGACCUCAAAGACGAGUACGAUGAAAUUCAUGAAAUGCUACAAAGAAUUGAAAAUGGCGAAGAAGAUCUACCAUUUCUGAGACGAAUGUACGAAGAUAUAAUAAGAGAACAAACAAGAGAACAAAAUCAAGUACAAAACCAUAGAGAAGAAGAACAAUGAAUCACUUUACAAAUAAAAACUCAAACUUUGUUUAGAAUAUCAAAAUUACUGAUAUUAUGAACUAUAAAAUUAAUUGCAGCUUCAAUUGUAAAUAUUAUUUAUUUAAUGCAUGUUUUUUUGCUGCAUCAAAAAUGUCAAAAUUUUUUAAUAUUAUUUAGUUGCUGGAAAGAAAUUUAUACUUUUGCUACAUUAGUAUAUGAAGAAAUGUAAACGAACUUUAAUUUUAAAAAA